AUGGAUUCUACGAGUGAUGCUCUCCAUCAACCAUUGCUAUCAGAAGCAGUAUCUAAUGUUUCGAUUAAUGGUAAUAGCGUAAAUGGAAAUGGUAUUUUAAAUCAUGAGGAAUAUCAGCCAGUUAUACCUUAUGAUCAUGACGACGUGGAUGAACAAGAACAUGUCCCAAACGACAAAUACGAUCAUGAGAAAACACAUGAUGAGAAAAAUGGUGGAUGGUGGUCAUCCGUGGCGAAAUUAUUUAAAUUUGGUAAUAGUUCAAAAUCAAAAGUUGACUGUUUAAAAAUGAAUAACAAUGAACGACAUUAUGAAGAAAAUAAUAAUAAUAGUCAAACGAAUGAUGAAAUUGAUGGACAAGCAUAUGUAAGAAUUGAUGAGACCGAUUAUGUUAAUGGAAGUUAUUUGGCAAAUGUUAAAUCACGAAGAUCAUUGAGAGAUUCUCCAACAUUUGUAGCUUAA
Messenger RNA from Didymodactylos carnosus, 459 nucleotides. NCBI's taxonomy places the organism in Eukaryota, Metazoa, Rotifera, Eurotatoria, Philodinida, Philodinidae. The record is from the annotation of a GenBank genome assembly.